Mobula hypostoma (lesser devil ray) is the source of this 6281-nucleotide messenger RNA. RefSeq names its product zinc finger protein 106a (gene znf106a). The transcript is spliced from 23 exons. Gene Ontology annotation, biological process: insulin receptor signaling pathway. Gene Ontology annotation, cellular component: cytosol; membrane. NCBI's taxonomy places the organism in Eukaryota, Metazoa, Chordata, Chondrichthyes, Myliobatiformes, Myliobatidae. The coding region runs from base 190 to 5934 and encodes 1914 amino acids. Gene Ontology annotation, molecular function: SH3 domain binding; RNA binding. The record is from RefSeq and is a predicted model, not a curated record.
GUCACCUGUCGCUGCCACCCUUGUUUCCAUGCGAGAUGGCGACAUGAUUGCGCUGGCCGUUUGAGAGCGGGGCCGCCAGUUCAUGACUCAUUGUGAACUUGAAGGACAUCUGCCCGGCCAUGUCGUAGCCCUCGUAGUCCUGCAUCGGCAAUUUUUAGGUGUAGAUGAACAGCUGUUCAGUCCUCCAUCAUGGGAAGAGAGAGGAAAUGCAUUUUGUGUAACAUCAUUUACAGUUCCAAAAGGGAGAUGGGUGAACACAUGAGGAGUAUGCUGCACCACAGGGAACUGGAGAAUCUCAAAGGAAGGGACUGCAAACAUGAGUGCCGAGUUUGCAGGGUGACUGUGGUGGGUCUCUCGGCUUAUGCCAAACACAUCUCCAGCCAGCAUCAUAAAGAGAAUGUGGAGACCCAGGAGGGUGAAGAGAACCGCAAGGAUGAUGGUAAAGAAGAAGAAUACUUUGACAAGGAGCUUAUUCAACUGAUUGGGCAGCGGAAAGAGCAAACAAGAAAGAAUGAUGUGCCCAAGCCAGGAAACCGAGCAGAUGGUGAUGACAGACGAUAUUGGAGGAUGAGGGAAGACCAGCCUAUGAGCCAAUGGCACCAUGAAAGUGCAGGAGAGCGGGAGCGGAACUGGGUCCCAAGGGAAUAUGCCAGUUGCAGAUUGAGCAAAUACCACUGGAAGACAAAUUCAGGGGGUUCUUCAAACCGACGCUUACCGGGCUCGUGGGGACAUCACAGUUGGCAGCCCGAUGACAGCGAAGCGGCUCCCAAUUGGUAUUCCAAUCAUAGCUGGCAUUCCAGUGGACCAGGGGGGGCACCUAGUCAUCAUCGCAAGGUCCAAGGGGGCCCAUCAAACUGGAACACUAGUGCCAGCACUGUUGCAGACAGUGCAGCUCACUACAUGAGCAGCAGGUCGAAUGCCCGACAUCAGCCUGGUAACAGCGGUAAUUCUGUGGAGGAGCUGGAUCGGAAAUGGAAUAAAGGGAAAAUGCAGAAGUUGAAUCAAAUGGAUAGCAGAAGUGUGAGAGAUCGGCGUGCGUGGGAGAAAGCACAAAACUGGAGGAGGCCAGGGAGAAAAACGUCAGACAGGUACAGCAAGAACGAUUAUGCCUUUCAGGAAUGUCACAUGGAUUUCACCAGUGAUGAUGUGCCAAGUGAAGGGAUGUUGAGUUUUAACCUUGUGUUAAAAGCCCAGAAUAAAAGUGAUGAGAAGGGGGGGAAAAGUUUAAGUCCCCCGAGAGAUAAGAGGCAUCGCUGGGCUCCAUAUCGUCCUCAGAGGUCUAAAGAUCUGGCCACAGAUCCUGGUAUUAGAAGCAAGAAUGUGAAUGAAUCUGGGAGUAGUUCCAGGUCGGCACGAGUGAAAGACACUGAGACUCGGCACCGAAGUGGUGGUCGGCACUCUGGGAAAGUGACUGAAGGAUCAAACAGUGGUGCAAGCUCUGUAAUACAACAUGGUUACUCAACAGAGGAUGAAAUCAAAGCAGCAAACGAAGAUGGGAACCAGCUUCCUGCCAUGCUUCAUGCCAAAUUUUUACCCAGUCCUCCUCCUGAACGUGCAUCCUCUGCUUCAGAUUCAAACCCAAAGAAAGACGAACCCUCAUUUAAGAUAGAAAGUGAGAAGUGGCCAAGGUCCCCCAAUUUGGGAACACAAUGUUCACUACUUAGUAAGAGCACACAAGGGCUGAACAGUGCACCAAGCACAUCAACAGCUCCCCUUUCAACAGAAGCUACCGCAGAGACAACUGUACGGCCCUCACUGGCUGCACCAGGCUGUGGUGACAAAUCGCCACUGGACAAUAGUUUGAAUGAGAUGCUGAGACUGGCCAGAGAAGCCCUGAGGCAGAGUCAGUCUGAAUGUGGACAAGACAGUCAUCCAGAGAGUAGUGGAGAACCUGGGGAGGGUAGAAACAGUAACAGUAUAUUGCAGAACACAGAUGGAGACAUGGUGCAGCAAGCACCAGGUGACUCCAGGAAACUGAGCCAAGAACCUAUUGGCAUUUCAGAAGAGUUGGACCCAGUUACAGCUGUAAGUUCAGGCCAGACUUGUGUACAAAAAAUAGAAGAAUCUCACUCAGAUACAAUUAUGGAUUCUGCCAGCAUGCAUUCAGAUCAGAGGCAGUCUUGUGCACAAACAAUAAAAGAUCAAACAGCUAUAUUAGGUACCCAGCAUGAUGCUGAUUUUGAAGUCUGCAUCACAAAAGGUGAUUCAAAGGCCUUGGCUUCAAGAACAAGAGAUCAGCCAUCGUUCACUUUCUCCUUUGCAGUGACUGAAGCAAAAAAUGCAAAUGAGGUCCAAGGUUCCAUGCCUCCUGAAACAUUUGAUAAUUGUUCCUCUGAUAUUGAGCUACAGAGUGGAGGGACCCAGGGUUCCAACAGUCUCCUGUCUGAACUCAACAAGCUUGGACUUCCCACCUCUGUACAGAGAGACCUAACCCGCCACAUCAACGCUAAGUCCCGACCUGGUACUCAUGUCCCUGAACCAAACCUCAAUAUCGCCCGCCGAAUUCGGAACAUAGGAAGUCAGAAGAAAAGUGAAUCCGAGAAGGAAUCUGGUCUGAAACCAACUGUACGUCAGCUGCUGAAUGUAUCUCGGCAUCAUGUCAAUUGGGAUCAAGUUAUACAGCAAGUCGCUAAAAAGAAACAGGAGCUUGGCAAGGGUUUACCAAGGUUUGGGAUUGAGAUGGUUCCUUCGGUGCAAACCAGUUUGGAAGCUCUGCAGCUGGAUGAGGAGAAAAACUUCCUUUCUCUAGAAGGCUUUCAGUGGGAGGGAAUCUCCAAUGCAACAGCCGGAAGCAUUCGGAAGCGCAGCCUUUCUGAAAGCAGUGUGGUCACAGACAAACGAUCAAUUUAUAAUCUGUUCGGCGAUGACUUGAAACACCUGGAGGAGGACAGGGCUCCCAGCAUUCCAAGCAGCAAGCUACCUCCAUUUCCUCCAGGACCAAAUACUUCGACCUGUCAGGCUGCUCGUGAUAGCCCUGCCCUCUCAGAAACACUCCAGCUUGGCAAGACUGAUGACAAUUCCAGCUCUUCAACCCAGGAGCUCCCCACAGUGAAGAUGGAAGGAAGCAUAGACUCACAUAUUGGUCUUGACAGCAUCCCUGUGAAGAACAGUGGGAUGGAAAAGGGAUCUCUCCUUUCCGCCAGUGAUGGUUCCUGUCGACAAGGCACUCUUCAGUUAGAGGAGGAUGGUGAGGUGCCUGCCCAGCAGAGUUCCUCUGGUGCUGUGCCGUGUUGCAUUGCAGCAGAUGGUGCCACUGAUAGCAGCUACACUUCUGGCGGUGAACUCAAUGACACCCAAGUUCUGGGCAAGAGAAGAAGAGCAACAGCGGAUGGCCUGUCUCCAGAGCUUCAUGGUUUAGAGAGAAAUAAUAAGAGGAGAAAGAUCAAAAGUAAAAGAGAAAGGAGCCAGCUGGAGCAAUUGUUGAGCAUUUCACUGCGAGAGGAUGAGCUGAAUAAAACAAGCCAAGGAUUAGAUGGAAACUUGCUGCAGGCUCGAUCUGCUCUCCAAGCUGCGUAUAUUGAGGUUCAGAAGUUGCUGCUGCUUAAACAACAGAUCAGCCUGGAAAUGAAUACACUAAGGACCAAGAGAAUAGAAAUCCUUCAAGGACUGCAAGAUUCCAACAUUCCUUCUGGAGAGCGAUUGGUGCAGAGCCCAGUAACAGAAAAUGGCAGUCUGCACAGAAGCACAUGUGAGCUCAGCUUCCAUAUCCCCUUCUCGUCCUUACUUCACCCACCUUCCUGCUCUGGAUCCACUGCUGACCUACACCCUCCGUUUCAAGCUGCCCCAGGUUUCCAGGUUGCUACAGAGAAUCCCUUGCCUGUGUCCAUUAAACAAGAGCCUGUCUCUCCAAAGAGGAUAGAGGAGAACAUGAAGAUGUCUGCAGCACUUACCUUCGCUGGCCAGAUGCUGAAUGAUUGCCAUGGUUCAGCCCCUCUUCAAGGAGCCCACUCAAAAGGUGAAGUUACAUCAACUGGGUUCCCCAUAAUCACACUGCCUUCAUCUCUCCAACAUAUGACUGAGGGCUUCCCACCACUGGGCCAUAGAGAGGAGGCUGUUGUGGUGCACCAGACAAGGGAUCACAAUGCAAAGACUGGCACUGCCACUCCUGUAUCUGACCAGAGGUCAGGGGCUGAGCCUGCAACAUAUGAACAAAGAGAGUUAUUUGCUGUGCCAGAGAACCAUAACUUCUUGCUAAUGGACAAGCACCAUAAGGGCCCCAGGUUUCUGGGGAGAGACGAUAAGAGCCAGGGAAGUGAACUACAACAGGAGGUUGAGUCCUCCAUAAUUCCCUCCGACAGCAAAAGCUCCAAGAAGAAAAAGAAAUUCAGGAAGAAAAAGUCUCGAGCGGCCCAAGCAGGGGAGAAUAGUGACACAGAGCAGGAUGCAGAGCUCAUCCGACCUCAACGCAAACUGAAGAACAAGAAGGUCACCAAGGCAAAGGUCACAACCUCAACCCAUAAAGAGUCAGAUGAACCCCUGGUGUUCAGGACCAGAGGCUGUCAGAAAGAGGAGAGCAAGAUGCGGAGUGCCUCCACAGACAGUGAUUCCUCUGUCGAGCUUCUGGAAGUUAGCAACCCCACCUCAGAAGUGGUAGCUAUUGAGUCUUUGGAAUCUGGCAAUGAGCGGCCUGACAGUCCACCUAAGAGAGAGCGGGCGGCCAGGGCUCGAGGCAGUGCUGCUCACCUGAAGGCAGCCUAUGAUGAGGUGACCUCAACCAGCGAAAUAGGGACGAGUUGUACUGAUGUGGCCACCAGAAGUGUGGCUGAGACUCAAACUCCCGUGUCUUCACAGAAGGAAUCGAGGAACACAUCAGAAAUGUCCUCUGAUGACGGGGAAGAGGAAGAUCCAACCGAGGGAGUAUUCGAGAGUCACCAAGCAGCUGUAAAUGCCAUGCAGAUACACAGUGGCCAACUCUACACCUGUUCAGCUGAUAAAACAGUGCGCGUCUACAGUCUGACGAGUCGGCAGUGUGUGGGUACGUUUGAGCCACACAGUACCAAGGUGAACUGCUUACUGAUUAUACAACUGCAAGGAAAGACUGCGUGCCUGUACACUGGAUCCAGUGACCAUACCGUCCGAUGUUAUGAUGUAAAGACCAAAGUUCGUCUGGACCAGUUCACAUUGACAGACCGGGUGUUGAGUCUACACAGUCGGUGGAGAAUCUUAUACAUUGGGCUAGCAAAUGGAGCUGUGUUCACCUUCAGUGUCAAGACCAACAAGCAACUGGAUAUGUUUGAAUGUCAUGGUCCACGGGCAGUCAGUUGUCUGGCAACGGCUCAGGAGGGAGCUCGCAGGCUGCUGCUGGUUGGCUCGUAUGACUGCACCAUCAGCGUUCGUGAUGCCAGGAACGGAUUACUGCUCAGGACCCUGGAAGGACACACAAAGACAGUCUUGUGCAUGAAGGUGAUAAACGACUUGGUUUUCAGUGGAUCCAGUGACCAAUCUGUACAUGCUCACAACAUCCAUACUGGAGAGUUGGUGCGGGUCUACAAAGGUCACAGUCAUGCUGUUACAGUGGUCAACAUCCUGGGCAAGGUGAUGGUGACUGCGUGUUUGGACAAGUUGGUGCGUGUCUACGAGCUGCAGUCCCACGAUCGCCUGCAAGUUUAUGGGGGACACAAGGACAUGGUGAUGUGUAUGGUCAUACACAAGAGCAUGAUCUACACGGGCUGUUAUGACGGGAGCAUACAGGCAGUGCGGCUGAACCUGAUGCAGAACUAUCGUUGUUGGUGGACGGGCUGCAGUUUGAUCUUCGGCGUCUUAAAGCACCUGAAGCAUCACCUACUGACUGAGCACAACAACAACUCUGUCCACACCCUGAAGUGUCGCUGGCGUAACUGUGAUGCUUUCUUCACUUUAAGGAAUGGGUCCAAACAGGAAUUUCCCAAGCACCUCUGCCAACAUGCUGAGGAGAAUAGCCACCUGGACCCAUGAGGCAUUCAACCUCCCAAAUUGGGCUGCAGUUUAAAACUCCACAAUGAUCUUUCCGUGAUCCGCCUGCGUCAUUCCAAGUUGACAGAUUCCAACACCUUACAGCAGAUCGGAGUUCACACAGCUGGUCUAGAUCUACUGCCUGCUAACUGGGUGAAGGAUGAACUUGUGAGAAUGUGAAAUGAUGGGAGUAUCGAUGAGUAGCUGCGCAGAUAUGUGGUUGUGGUCUGUGCCAUUUCAGUGUUCAUCCAUGGAGUUUUUGAAUGCGACACUUGGAGAAAUCUCUCAUGGUUCAUUGAAUUGACCGUGAAAUCCUUGCUGAUUCCUUAAUACUGGAGUUGGUUAUUUUA